Messenger RNA from Dentiscutata heterogama, 154 nucleotides. NCBI's taxonomy places the organism in Eukaryota, Fungi, Glomeromycota, Glomeromycetes, Diversisporales, Gigasporaceae. The record is from the annotation of a GenBank genome assembly.
GAAAUAAUUUAUGAUAAAUUAUUGGAGCACCUUUCAACUCUCCAUAAAAAGAGAUCCGAAGACAUGGGUUUACAACUCCCAGAAAUAUCACGUAAAUACUUGCAAGGGAAAAUCCAGAAAGCCGUAAAAAUCUAUAAUAUAUUUGAAAACUUAG